This is a messenger RNA of Raphanus sativus (radish), 1057 nucleotides long. RefSeq lists its product as uncharacterized. Gene Ontology annotation, molecular function: sequence-specific DNA binding; RNA binding; RNA endonuclease activity. Bases 25 to 903 code for a protein of 292 amino acids. The record is from RefSeq and is a predicted model, not a curated record. The transcript is spliced from 6 exons. Lineage: Eukaryota; Viridiplantae; Streptophyta; Magnoliopsida; Brassicales; Brassicaceae. Gene Ontology annotation, cellular component: nucleus; cytoplasm.
CGAGGAGACAGCAAGACACAACAGAUGUUGAACUGCUCGUCGGCGUUCCAAAGAGUAGCAGCCUCCUUAAUAAUGUUCAUGGCUCCCAAGCUAAAACCUCAGCGACUACUCCAUCAAAGUAUUGUCGAGAGUGGUGGUGGUGAGCAAGUGGUUAAGAAAGCUAGGACGAUGACUACCCAAUCCUCAAUGAGAGAUGCUUUCUCUGCAUACGCUGAUUAUCUCAACAACUUCAAUGAGAAACGAGAGAGAGUGGUGAAGGCAAGUCGUGACAUCACUAUGAACAGUAAAAAAGUCAUCUUUCAGGUUCACAGGCUCAGUAAAGACAACAAAGAGGAGGUUCUGGAGAAAGCAGGGAAAGAUUUAGAAGCAGUGAGGGAACAACACUUUGCCCGGCUGAUGAAAGAGCUUCAAGGCACUGAUUUUUGGAAGCUCCGCCGAGCUUAUUCCCCAGGGGUGCAGGAGUAUGUUGAAGCUGCAACGUUUUACAAGUUCUGUGUGUCAGGAACACUCUCUACUCUCGAUGAGAUUAACGCCACGCUUUUACCUCUUAGUGACCCUUCUUUAGAGCCGCUGCAGAUCAACAUCCUUGACUAUAUUCUCGGGCUUGCGGAUUUGACUGGAGAGCUAAUGAGGAUGGCGAUUGGUCGGAUAUCAGAUGGUGAAGUCGAGUUCGCGCAGAGGAUUUGUCAGUUUGUCAGACAGAUUCAUAGGGAGCUGUUGCUGGUCGUGCCGCAGAUGGAUGACAGUUACGACAUGAAGUCAAAGAUGGAAGUGAUGCUUCAAAGUGUGAUCAAAAUAGAGAAUGCUUGCUUUAGCGUUCACGUGAGAGGAUCAGAGUAUAUUCCGCUGCUUGGAGAUGAUGCACCAACGUCAUUCCUAUUGGGAGGUGCUGAUGUUGAAUGAUUUAAGAAGUGAGUUCGGACACAACUCUAGGAUCUUGUUAAGGUUGGUAUGUUUUUUGGCAGUUAUUGUGAGAAAACGAGGAUCACUUUAGUAUGGAUGCUAUGUUGCAAGACUUUCAACAUUUUAAGUAUGAAUGGUAUUUGUUCUUGUUCUG